Messenger RNA from Erigeron canadensis, 2295 nucleotides. RefSeq names its product probable methyltransferase PMT10. Lineage: Eukaryota; Viridiplantae; Streptophyta; Magnoliopsida; Asterales; Asteraceae. Gene Ontology annotation, molecular function: methyltransferase activity. The coding region runs from base 121 to 2091 and encodes 656 amino acids. Gene Ontology annotation, cellular component: cytoplasm; endosome; trans-Golgi network. The record is from RefSeq and is a predicted model, not a curated record. The transcript has 9 exons.
AACAAUGAUUUAACUGGUAUAUGAAAAAACCCACACACACUCUUUUGUACUAACACAAAGAAGUGAAUAAACACUCACCGGCACUCCAACUAACCACCACAACCACCACCGGUCACCACCAUGAGAGCCACCACAAAUAGCCUCUUCUCUUCAGAUCACUUCACAAACCCUAACACUUUCAUCAAAACCCUAAUCCUUUCCUUUCUCUCCCUCUCUCUCUUCUUCACCGUCAAACACUUUUCCUCCGAUCAACUCUCCCUCCCCUUCUCCGCCACCAACACCACCGACACCGCCUUCAACAUCCACGUUUCACCUUCCUCUCCGCCGCCGCAGAACCCGAUCACUUUGCCGCCGGAAACGAUGGCGCGUGAGGUACCAAAGGAUGUGGUGGAACGGACAGGGAUAGUUGACGAGAACGGAGCAAUGACGAAUGAUUUCGUGAUCGGAGAUUAUGAUGCGAGUUUGCUCGAAAAUGCGCAAAAUGAGAGUUUGGUGGAGAAAGGAAAUGAGAGUGAUGAAAAUAAGUGGAUAAAAGUUGAGAAAUUUAGGGUUUGUGGUGAGAGUAUGAGAGAGUAUAUACCUUGUUUGGACAAUGUGGAUGUUGUUUCUAAACUGAAUUCGACCGAAAAGGGAGAGAAAUAUGAACGGUAUUGCCCGGAAAAAGGGAAAGAGUUGGAUUGCUUGGUUCCGAAUCCAAAAGGGUAUAAAGAUCACAUUCCUUGGCCGAAAAGUCGAGAUGAGGUUUGGUAUAAUAAUGUACCCCAUACACGUUUGGUUGAAGAUAAAGGAGGCCAAAACUGGAUAUCAAGAAACAAAGACAAGUUUAUAUUUCCAGGAGGCGGAACACAGUUUAUACAUGGAGCAAAUCAGUACUUGGAUCAGAUAUCUAAGAUGGUUCCCGAUAUUGCAUUUGGUCAACAUGUGCGAGUCGCCUUGGAUGUUGGUUGCGGUGUAGCAAGUUUUGGUGCAUUUUUACUGGACCGUAAUGUGACGACUCUAUCUGUGGCACCAAAAGAUGUCCAUGAGAAUCAAAUUCAGUUCGCUCUGGAGCGUGGCGUCCCUGCGAUGGUGGCAGUAUUUGCAACUCGUCGUUUGUUAUAUCCAAGCCAAGCAUUUGAUUUAGUACAUUGCUCGAGAUGUAGAAUAAAUUGGACUCGUGAUGAUGGAAUUUUGCUUCUGGAGGUGAACAGGAUGCUAAGGGCUGGAGGAUACUUCGUUUGGGCAGCACAACCUGUAUAUAAACACGAAGAUAAGCUUCAAGAACAAUGGAAAGAAAUGGAGGAUCUUACUGGCCGCUUGUGUUGGGAACUUAUAGCUAAGGAAGGAUAUAUUGCUAUUUGGCGCAAGCCUCUCAAUAACAUAUGUUACCUUGCUCGUAAUCUAGAUGUACAACCUCCGUUAUGUGAUGCCACUGAUGACCCCGAUAAUGUUUGGUACAUUCCGCUGAAGUCAUGCAUUUCUCGGUUACCUGAAAAUGGUUAUGGAGGUAACAUUACAAUGUGGCCUGCACGUCUGCAUCAUCCACCAGACAGGCUUCAAAGUAUACAGAUGGAUGCAUUUUUAUCCAGGAAGGAUAUAUACAAGGCAGAGUCAAAGUAUUGGAAAGAGAUAACAUAUAGUUAUGUAAAUGUUUUCCGUUGGAAGAAGUUAAAUGUACGGAAUGUGAUGGACAUGAGGGCAAGAUACGGAGGAUUUGCAGCAGCAUUAAUUGAUCAUGGGGUUGAUUGCUGGGUAAUGAAUGUAGUUCCUGUCAGUGAUACCAAUACCUUGCCUGUAAUUUAUGACCGUGGACUCAUUGGCGUCGUACAUGACUGGUGUGAGCCAUUUGAUACAUACCCCAGAACUUACGACAUAUUGAAUGCUGCUGGCCUCUUCUCCAUAGAACAGAAAAGGUGUAAUGUAUCCACAAUAAUGCUGGAAAUGAAUCGAAUCCUACGACCAAACGGGCAUGUUUAUAUCCGGGAUGCUAAUUCCAUCAUCUAUAAACUUGAAGAAAUUGCAAAAGCCAUGGGAUGGAUCACUCAUGUUUUUGACAACGGGGAGGGUCCAAAUGCCGGUGUCAAACUUUUGACCUGUGAAAAACGCGUAUAGCAUCUUUCUACUUCCCAACUUCUAUAAGUAUAAACAGGAAAGCUGCAGCUGUAUAUUUGUGUAGAUGAAGAUGAACUGACAUUUUGCAGAGACAAGAUUCUAAAUGACAAUAUUUUUUACCUUCAAAGCUCUACUUGUCUAUUUAUCUAGAGUAGCCUGAAGUGAAAUAUAUUGUGUUCAUUUCCAUGAUUUCUUGUUCUUUUA